AUGGCACUGAACAAGCUGAGGAUUGAUUCGGUUGACGUCGCUGGCAAACGGGUUUUCAUCCGUGUGGAUUUCAACGUCCCGCAAGAUAAAAAGGACCCCAGUGUCAUCACCAACACGCAACGCAUCGAUGCGGCACUGCCGACUAUUAAGUAUUGCCUGGAAAAGGGUUGCAAGUCCGUGGUCCUGUGCUCCCACUUGGGGCGGCCAGAUGGCAGUGUUGUCGAGAAGUAUUCCUUGGCCCCAGUUGCCAAGUGUGUCCAAGAGAAACUUGGCCAACCCGUCACCUUUUUGAAGGACUGCUGCGGUGCAGAGGUUGAGGCCGCCUGUGCGAACCCUGCGCAGGGUUCCGUGAUCCUAUUGGAGAACUGCCGUUUCCAUGUGGAAGAAGAAGGCAAAGGUGUCGACAAGGAGGGCAACAAGAUCAAGGCUGACAAAGAGAAGACCAAGGAGUUCCGGGCAUCCAUAGCCAAGUUGGCCGACAUUUACUGUAGUGACGCGUUUGGCACAGCUCAUCGUGCUCACAGCUCAAUGGUGGGUGAGGGCUAUGCGGUGAAGUGUUCAGGGUUCCUCGUGGCCAAGGAGCUGGAAGCCUUCGCAAAAGUGUUGGACAGCCCGGUGAAGCCGGUCUGUGCCAUCCUCGGUGGAGCCAAGGUUACGGACAAGAUCCAGCUGAUCAAGAACAUGCUGGACAAGGUGGACGCUAUGAUUAUUGGAGGAGGGAUGGCCUUCACGUUCAUCAAGGUGCUGCACGGCAUGAACAUCGGCAAUUCCUUGUUCGAUGAGGAGGGUGCCAAGAUUGUGCCUGAGAUCAUGGAGAAGGCUAAGGCUAAGGGCGUUGAGUUUCGGCGGCACUCGUAUUUUGCUUUAAGGCCAGGCUGCCCACAACAGACAGAGUCACAUUGUCGCCUUGUCUCGGCAAAGGAAAUCGUGCUGCCGGUGGAUUUCGUGAUUUCGUCCAAAUUUGGAGAGGCAUUUUCUGUGAGCGCUUCCCCUGCAACUGACACAUGCUGGCAAAGCCAUCCCCUGAAGGACGGCGAGAUCAAGACGGCCACGCUCGCCAGUGGCAUCCCUGACGGCUUCAUGGGUGCGGGCCUGUGCAGGGUUGAUCGCCGGCCGGAGCGUCUGGGCAGGGAAAUGGGCAGUGCUAUGAAGGGCCGCAAGCUCUUCAUGAUGGACAAGAUCGUGGAGGUUACGAAGUCCGGAGCUGUCACGGCUAGGUUCUUAGAUUUCACUGAUGCCACCUGUUUGGCUUCCCUGGUGCUUAGUGGGAUCCAAGCACCAGGUGGCUGGAAUGAAGAUGAAGAUUUCGCAGCUGGUUGGCAGGUCAUCGGAGGUGGCGACACUGCAACAGCGCGGAUCCGCAGAAGGGGUUCCUUUGACCAAUGCCAGAAAGCACAGAAGCAUGUCCAGGCCUGCAAGAAGUACGACACCGAAGACAAGGUCACUCAUUGCUCCACCGGAGGUGGUGCUUCCCUGGAGCUCCUGGAGGGCAAGGUGCUGCCAGGGGUGGCAGCGCUGGACGAUGCUCCUACGGGAGGCGGUUUCCAGAUCCUCCAGGUCCGCGCGCGGGAAAUCUUUGACUCACGUGGAAAUCCCACAGUGGAGGUGGACCUCUGCACGCCAAUGGCUCUUUUCCGUGCAGCAGUUCCCAGUGGUGCGUCCACAGGAAUCUAUGAGGCUUUGGAGUUGCGUGAUGGAGACAAAGCGCGCUUGCUGGGAAAGGGUGUGUUGAAGGCAGUCGCGAACGUGAACGACAUUAUUGGACCUAAGCUCGUUGGCAUGGACGUUCGAGAGCAGAAGAAAAUCGAUGAGGUUAUGGUGCAGGAGCUGGAUGGUUCCAAAAAUGAAUGGGGCCUGGUCCUGAACCUGCCCAUGAUUGAUCUGAUGAGGUGCAACUCGCUAAUAGCAAGUUGUCGAGACGAGGCCAAGUGGCAGCAUGCUCUUUGGGUGCUACGAUUUGUAGAGAGUCAGCUGGAGCCCAAUGUGGUGACCCUCAGCACGGCCUUGGACUCUUGUGGCAUGGGUUCGCUGUGGGGUUCCUCUCUGGCCCUUCUCUUGCAGAUGAAUCAUGCAAACCUCGAGUUCAACGCGAUUACAUGCAACGGGCUUCUGAAAGCAGCGGCCAGGGCAUCUCAAUGGCUGCAAGCAGUGGCCAUGUUCCAGGCAUUUAAGAUGGGAGAAGCGGAACAUGGGAAGCCACGUUUGAUCCUGUACACCUCGGCCAUCAAUGCCUGUGCUCAGAGCCAGGCAACAGCAACGGCACUCAGCCUGCUGUCUGACUUUGAAGCUUCCAAUUCAGAUCUUCCACCCGAU
Messenger RNA from Symbiodinium pilosum, 2313 nucleotides. The record is from the annotation of a GenBank genome assembly. NCBI's taxonomy places the organism in Eukaryota, Dinophyceae, Suessiales, Symbiodiniaceae.